This is a messenger RNA of Cornus florida, 4251 nucleotides long. RefSeq lists its product as uncharacterized. Lineage: Eukaryota; Viridiplantae; Streptophyta; Magnoliopsida; Cornales; Cornaceae. The record is from RefSeq and is a predicted model, not a curated record. The transcript has 5 exons. Gene Ontology annotation, biological process: DNA integration. Gene Ontology annotation, molecular function: nucleic acid binding. The coding region runs from base 1 to 4251 and encodes 1416 amino acids.
AUGUGGGAAGUCUUCAAGCAAGUGAAGAUUAACUUGCCCCUGUUGGAUGCUAUCAAGCAAAUCCCUCCCUAUGCAAAAUUUCUCAAAGAUUUGUGCACUCAAAAGCGCACUUCUAAAAAUCAUUUGCCAAAAAAAGUGAGGUUGACUGAAAAUGUUAGUGCUAUUAUUCAGCACAGCACUCCCCCGAAGUAUAAGGAUCCGGGUGCCCCCACAAUCUCGUGCGUCAUUGGUGACAGCAAAAUCGAGAGGGCCCUCCUUGACUUAGAAGCUAGUGUGAAUUUAAUUCCAUACUCGGUCUACCUACAACUUGGUUUGGGCGAUCUUAAGCCGACUUCCGUGGUUUUGCAACUUGCCGAUAGAUCGGUCAAGCAUCCACGAGGUAUUCUUGAGGACGUCAUCAUCAAAGUGGACAAAUUCUACUUCCCGGUAGAUUUUGUGGUUCUUGAUACGGAACCAGUCCAUGACCCAAAAAAGCACAUUCCCGUGAUCCUUGGUAGACCAUUUUUAGCUACGGCUAAUGCAUCAAUUAAUUGCCGAACCGGGGUGAUGGACAUUGCUUUUGGAAACAUGCAAGUCAAACUCCACAUCUUUCAUGCAACUCAACAUCCCUCCAAUGAGGAUGAUUGUUUUCUUGUGGAUGUCAUUGAUGAAGUGGUCGAAGAAUCUCUCCCCUUCAUCCUAAGCAAAGAUCCCCUUGAAACUUGCAUGUCUCAUUUUGACUUCUCAAACUUUGAUGUUGAUCAAGCCAUUCAAGAAGUCAAUUCCUUGCUUGAUAUUAAUGCUAUCAUGGAUGUACCUCCUUGGAAAAUUCCAAAAGAACCACUUCCCCAACUUUCCACCACUCCUCCGGUCCCAUCAUUGUUAUCUCCGCCACAACUUGAGCUUAAGCCGCUCCCGGCCCAUCUCAAGUAUGUGUUCCUUGGUCCAAAGCAAACCCUUCCGGUCAUUAUUGCCUCGGACCUUCAAAAAGACCAAGAGACCAACCUUUUAGCGGUGCUCCAAGAGCAUAAAGAAGCUAUUGGUUGGACAGUGGCAGAUUUGAAAGGAAUUGACCCCUCCAUUUGUAUGCACCGCAUUCAUAUGGAGGAUGACGCAAAGCCUACUAGAGAGGUCCAGCGCCGGUUAAAUCCAAACAUGAAGGAAGUGGUCAUGAAAGAGGUGAUCAAAUUGCUAGAUGCGGGAAUCAUCUAUCCUAUCUCUGAUAGCAAGUGGGUGAGCCCCACACAAGUUGUCCCCAAGAAAUCCGGGCUCACCGUUGUUGAAAAUUCAGCGGGCGAGCUCGUGCCACAACGAACCACCACCGGGUGGCGUGUAGACAAGGCAAAAGUUGAGUUAAUCUCUAAUCUUCCUCCUCCGAAUUCCGUCUGUCAGAUCCGUUCUUUUCUUGGCCAUGCCGGAUUCUAUCGUCGCUUCAUCAAAGAUUUUAGCAAAAUCUCACGGCCCUUGUGUAAUCUCUUAGCCAAGGAUGUUCCGUUCAAUUUUGAUGACGCUUGCAUGGAAGCUUUCAUCAAACUUCGCAUUCUCCUCUCCUCUGCCCCGAUCAUGAAACCCCCUAAUUGGUCUCUUCCCUUUGAGAUCAUGUGUGAUGCAUCCGAGUAUGCAUUAGGGGCGGUUUUGGGCCAACGUGUGGAUAAACUUCCGCAUGUCAUUUAUUAUGCUAGCAAAACUCUCUGCGAUGCCCAAUUGAACUACACCACCACUGAAAAAGAAUUGCUAGCUGUGGUGUACGCCUUGGAUAAAUUUCGCUCCUAUCUUCUUGGCUCCAAGGUCAUCGUCUUUUCAGAUCAUGCCGCUCUUAGGCAUUUGUUAGCGAAAAAAGAGACAAAACCCCGCUUAAUUCGAUGGAUCCUCUUACUUCAAGAGUUUGACAUUGACAUCCGGGACAAAAAAGGGACCGACAAUGUUGUCGCCGAUCAUCUCUCUCGCUUACUUAUUGAGAAAUCUUCAGAAUUUGCAGCCAUCCGUGAUUCCUUUCCGGAUGAGCAACUUCUUCAAGUUUCACAUUCUACUCUUCCGUGGUUUGCGGAUAUUGUCAAUUAUCUUGCGGUUGGCAAAAUUCCAGCUCAUUGGUCCAAACAAGAGAGGGACCGGUUUUUCUCCCAAGUCAAGCAUUUCUUUUGGGAAGAUCCGGAAUUAUUCAAGUAUUGCCCGGACCAAAUCAUCCGGCGAUGUAUUCCUGAAACCGAGGCCACAAGCAUUUUAAAUUUUUGCCAUACUCUUGCUUGUGGAGGCCAUUUCAGUGCCAAAAAGACCGCUAACAAAAUCCUUCAAAGCGGAUUCUUUUGGCCUACCUUGUUCCGGGAUGCAUACCAUUUUUGCAAAUCGUGUGAACGAUGUCAAAAACUUGGAUCCAUGUCCCGAAGAGACAUGAUGCCCCUCACCAACAUUUUAAUUGUUGAAAUUUUUGAUGUGUGGGGGAUUGACUUCAUGGGACCAUUUCCAUCUUCUUAUGGCUAUGAGUACAUCCUUGUAGCGGUGGAUUAUGUGUCUAAAUGGGUUGAAGCCGCGGCUACCAAAACCGAUGAUCAUAAAGUCGUGAUCCAUUUCAUUCAAUCUCACAUCUUUAGUCGUUUUGGUACACCCCGAGCAAUCAUUAGUGAUGGCGGAUCUCAUUUCCGAAAUCGUUAUCUCAAAUCCGUCCUUGCUAAAUAUUCAGUCAUUCAUAAGGUUGCUACACCUUACCACCCUCAAACGAGUGGUCAAGUAGAGAUUUCUAACCGGGAGAUUAAGCACAUUUUAGAAAAAACGGUUAGACCGGACCGCAAAGAUUGGUCAUUACGGCUAAACGAUGCACUUUGGGCUUACCGGACAGCUUAUAAGACACCCAUUGGCAUGUCACCAUAUCGACUUGUCUUUGGCAAAGCAUGUCAUCUCCCGGUAGAAUUAGAGCACCGUGCUUAUUGGGCCGUAAAAAGGUUCAAUUUUGAUCUCAAACAAGCCGGCUCUAAUCGUGCGUUGCAAUUAAAUGAACUUGAGGAAUUGCGUAAUGACGCGUAUGAAAAUGCAAAAAUUUACAAGGCAAAGACUAAAGCUUUUCAUGACAAACACAUCGUCAAAAAGUCUUUUGCCCCGGGACAAAAGGUCUGGCUUUUCAAUUCCCGCUUGAAGCUCUUUCCCGGUAAACUCCGGUCAAGAUGGGAUGGUCCAUACAUUGUCACUACCAUCUUUCCUCAUGGAGCAAUCGAACUUCAUGAUCCUGCAAGUGGAUCACUCGCCAUGACUAGGUUCAAGACUACAGCUAACUGGACUUAUGGUCGUCGAGUGAGGCAGCGGACUGAGGAGCCAGCUCCUGCACACUCAAAGCAUUCUUCCUCCUCUUCUUCCUCAUCUUCAGAGAUGGCGCAUGAGUCCAUUUUUGAUGAGGACAUUUUUGCACGGGCAAUCACGGCCAAGUGGUCGUACGACGAGAUCUACCAUCGCCACUUUUCUCCCAUUUUGGCCCCAGUGACCAACCCAGUCUACCCGAGACUAGUUCGGCUUUUCUACCAGAACCUUAGGCCGAGUCCGAGUAACCUAGCAGAGUUGCGGACUAGCAUUGAUGGGCACCUUAUCCGUAUUACUGUCGAGACACUAUCGACAGCCUCUCAGUGCUCACAUACUUGUCCUCUGGGGAUUAAUUACCCGACUUUGCAGAGGCCAUCAGAUGCCAACAUGGCCACAACCCUUCAUGGCACCAUCAUUGCCGCCGACACUUAUGCCAUCAGCAAGGACUGCAUGUGGUUCUUUAAUUCGGUCUUGUACCAAAAUCUCCUCAGGGACCAACAAUACCCAUUUGAUCCAGAGGAGGUCACCAAGCUUGGUACAUGCCAUUACCGAUGGAAGGACUGGAAGAAAAGCUACAAUGCUCUUAUCAAGAGUCUGGAAAUAGAGGUAGCCCAGACAGCGGAGGAUGCAAAGGUAGAGGAGGAGAAGGCAGCAGCAGUAGCAGCAGCGGGAGUUGAUAUUGACUUAGAACAGGAGCCUCUAGUGGGAUCACCAUACCCUUUACAGGAGCAGAGCCACCACUCCCAGAGCCAGGACGAACAUCAAUCUUCUGAUGACUCGAGAUUGCACCGUCGGGAUGACCCAUUCAUUCCUGACACUCAAGCUCAAUCUAACAUGCGAGAUGAGUGUUUUCAAGCAUUACAGGACGCAGUCCUUUCACUUAGGGCAGAUAUGGCCACCCUCCGCACAGAUGUCAUGACAGCGCUAGGAGACAUAUCUAGUCAGAUUCGGGGUUUACGCUCCGCCAGACCGUCAUCUUUUGCCUAA